Molecule: messenger RNA, 1208 nt
Organism: Brassicogethes aeneus
Lineage: Eukaryota; Metazoa; Arthropoda; Insecta; Coleoptera; Nitidulidae
Source: the annotation of a GenBank genome assembly
AAGAUUUCUUCACAAUGAUUCACCUGAUUGCGUUUCUUUUCCUCGCCACUUUAUGUGAAAGUUCUGUUUACAAAGGAGUUACUUUUUACCAGUGCACAGACAAUGGACAAUCACAAUGUGAAGUUAUUAACCCAAACAAGCAACAUUAUCGCAUAUCUCCAGAUACUGUGUCCUUAAAUAAAACUACUUUUGCUGAAAUGAGUGAAAUUAUGAGCAUCAUCGGCACACCCGGACUUUUGACGGAAAUUGAGCCUGGAACGUUUUCUAGCUUGGCCUCUUUAAAACGUAUUUGGUUAGGUGGUAAUCUUCUAAAAGUAAUACCCAACGGAGUUUUUAAUUACCUUCCCAUAUAUUACAUAUACCUUGCUGCAAAUAAUAUAAACACAAUUGACUCCGAAGCUUUUUCGGAAAUGGAUAGUUUAAGUGAAGUUUAUCUGGAUAAAAACUCUUUGACGCAUUUUGACAGAAGAUGGUUUCUUAACCAAGGAAAGAAAAGCAAGCUGAGGGUUCUUAAUAUGCACCAUAACCGGAUUAAAUCUAUAAACAAAUGGGCCUUCUACGAUUUUCCUUAUUUAAAGGAGUUGGAUUUUAGUUUUAACGAAAUUGAAUACGUUUCCAAUGACUUAUUUAACAGUUUUUUAAGUUUGCUUAUAUUUGACUUGUCGUUUAACAGAAUUACAACUUUAAGUCCAAACCUUUUAAAAAAUGUAAGGUACGUGGAGAAAUUCAACGUUGCUUUUAAUUAUUUGAGAAGUUUGGACUCAGUUUUGCUUGAAAAGGCUUACAUUAAAAGUGCCAGUAUUCAUCCAAACAACUGGAUAUGCGAAUGCUUAAAAAACGUGGAAAAAUCCCUUUUGGAUAUGUCAAUUUUAAGUUAUUCUUCCGAUGAAACUUUUAUGGACCGCAAAAACAUCAUUAAAUACCAGUUGCCUGUAAACGCGCAGUACUUUGCUUCAAAUUUAUCCAUUUGCAUAAAUACAAAGGAGAGUUGCAAAAGUAAUAAUUUGGAGGUCGAUGAAAAUAAUGAAGUUUUUAAAAGUGCCUUAACAAAAGUUUAUGACAAUGUAAAUGUUAAAUGCAACGUUGAUAAGGACUGUUCUGAAGGAAUGCUGUGUAGGUCUAACUAUUGCUGGUACCUAAUAACAAAGGCCUUUUUCAAUGUUAAUGAUGAUUAUUAUUUUAUUUGGGAUACCUAUGUUUCUUUCUAA